AUGUUGAAAUCUCUAACGCACACCACUAUUCGUGUGCUUUCGAGGGGGUGCCCGAAUGUGUGGGCGAAACAGCUUCGUGCAGCAUCCACUCACUUCGGAUACGAACAAGUCGACGAAGAUGAAAAAGAAAAGCGAGUUCAUCACGUUUUUGCGAAUGUUGCUAAGAAGUAUGACAUGAUGAAUGAUGCCAUGAGUUUUGGAAUUCAUCGACUUUGGAAGGACUACUACGUUUAUGGUCUACCGCUCAAGCCUGACUCAAAGGUUCUAGACGUGGCAGGAGGGACGGGAGAUAUUGCCUUUCGUCUGCAUAGAAAAAUGAAAAGCGGCAAGAUUACUGUGGUGGAUAUCAAUCAGAAUAUGCUCGACGUUGGUAAAGAACGUGCAAAUAAAGAUCCAUCAGUUGACCCGAAGAGGUUUGAAUGGAUUUGUGCAAAUGCGGAGAAGCUACCAUUCGACGAUAAUUCUUUUGAUGCGUAUACUAUUUCUUUUGGAAUCCGCAACUGCACCCACGUUGACAAGGUAGUGGAAGAAGCCUUCCGCGUUCUAAAACCUGGAGGUAUAUUCGCUGUGCUCGAGUUCAGCGCCGUUAAUCCACUACUUAGACCUAUAUAUGAUGCGUACUCCUUCAAUGUCAUACCCAUUAUGGGGGAGGUAUUGGCUAGCGACUACAACAGUUACAAAUAUCUUGUUGAGAGUAUCCGCAAAUUCCCUGAUCAGGUAUGGUUGUCCAUAGUUUUUAAGUACACUAUCUAA
Molecule: messenger RNA, 753 nt
Organism: Cooperia oncophora
Lineage: Eukaryota; Metazoa; Nematoda; Chromadorea; Rhabditida; Trichostrongylidae
Source: the annotation of a GenBank genome assembly